AUGAAUCAUCGCUAUUGUCGCAGUGAUAACGUUGCCGAUAAGGCAAAUCCUGCAAAUAAUCCCACAGUCCCUGCCGGCGAAGCUGCAGCUUUUUUGAAACGUUCCAUUUUAAAUGUGCAGCAAUUAGGACAGAUCUGGGAACUGGCAGACUAUCAGAAGAAGGGCGCUUUGGACAAAAAGGGAUUCUUCAUUGCAUUCAAGUUGGUUGCUGCAGCUCAACAAGGAUUCCCUAUUUCUCCAGCAUCUAUUGGGUUACCUAAUCUGCAUCCUCCGCAUUUCGAAGGCGUUUCCGAUAAAAACUUCGGAGCUUCGACUCAGCCAUUCUCCCAUAACGGAUCGAUGCCAUCACACGCUACCGAGUGGUGCAUUAAUGCAGCCGACCAGGCGAAAUACGAUUCGAUCUUCGAAUCGUUAUCUCCUAUUGAUGGGAAGCUUCCUGGAGCGAAAGUUCGACCGGUUUUGCUGAAUUCUGGUCUAAACCCAACGAUUCUCGCAAAAAUAUGGGAAUUGGCAGAUCAAGACAAGGACGGCCAAUUGGACAGAAUCGAAAUGACGGUCGCCAUGCAUCUUGUCUACAGAGCUUUGCAAAAUGAACCUGUUCCCGCUGUUCUCCCAAGUAGUCUGAUUCAUCCAUCAAAGAUGUCACUGACAAGGCGUACAUCAACCGCUUCUGUGACUUCCGUUCAUGGUGGCGGUGGGCUGCACAAUUUUCCAAUGCCGCCGCCUGCUCAGUUCAAUCCAAGUCAAGCCAACUAUCGCUCACGUACUGGAAGUAUGACUUCUCUGGACGGCGUUGGCCAUACCACCAGGCCUCCCCCUGUAGAAAACAGAAGUGCGUCAGUGCAGCCGAACCAAGGACCAAGAAAUGAAAGUGCGCCAGCAACGCCUAUUCGUGGCAUGGGGGGUCAACUAUCAAUGUCUGUUGGAAGUAGUAGCAAUUCAUCCCUUGAAUGGCCAGUCGAUCGCCUUGCAUCUGCCGCACAAUUCGCUGCAUGCGACACGGAUUCUGACGGUUUAGUGAAUGGGAAUGACGUGAAACAUGUGCUACUCGGAUCCGGGUUACCGCAACAGGCACUUGCACACAUAUGGGCGCUUUGUGACAUCAACCGCACUGGCAAGCUUAAUCAGGAGCAGUUCGCACUCAUCAUCCAUUUGGUGAACAUGAGAAAGCGCGGCGAAGAGUUGCCUACAACGUUGCCACAGUUCCUGAUACCGCCAUCACUCCGAGUGCUUACAGUUACCGAGAAUGAACAUCACGUCACCGCGGAUAGCAAUGCAGCCGCUACAGAACAUGUCAGUGGUAGUGAUUCGGGAGAGAUGCGUCGCCUUGCAGAGGAAAUGGAGAAACUCCUUGUCGAUCGCAGAGAAGCAGAUGCUCAAGUGUCUCAACUUGAGGCUGAUAUGAAAGUGAAAGACAGCCAGAUUAAAAACCUUCAAGUUGAACUUCGUACGCUUGAAGUGACCGUUAAGCAGCUAGAGCGACAAAAAACCGAAGCAGGACGUCGCUUGGGCGAUUUAGAUGAACAGAUUAGACAGCUAGAAGCGGCAGCCCUAGCGCAAGCAAAAAAAGCGGAAGAAGCCCAGACCAGGCUUAACCAAUUGGUGGAGGACACGCAGAAGGACGCUGCUCAUGCUGAGGCUGAUCUACAAGAAAUUGCGCAACUGAAGGCCGAACUAGCGCAGCUCGAAGUAGAGCGGCUCAAUCUAACGAGUCAAUUGAGUCGUGAGCAGAAGGGAAUGGAAACAGCAGUAGAUAGAAUCACUGAGGUAGAACGAAAAAGGCAGCGUGACGAAGCUCAACGUGUCCAACUCAAUGAGGCUAUCGCACAUGCGGAAAACAUUGUUAAUGAUCUGCAAACAGUUCUUAAAUCGGCGGAUCCAACAACCGCGUUGUCCGCAAAGUUGAAUCUUUUGGAAGAUAUUUCUAGAAAGGAUUUGUUUAACGACGUCCCGUUUUCGGUAGCAUCAACGUCGAAACAAGCCGUCCAACAACCGCCUGACCCUUUUAUUGGUGUUCAGACUGGCAGUGUCCAACACGUGGACCCGUUCGCUCAAACAGACCCAUUUGCUGCUGCUGCCGCAUCAGGGAGCUUUGCUACCCAGUUCCCUCAAGAUCCAUUUGGAGGUACAGCCGCUGUGGGAGGUCCGUCUAUAGGCACUACCGGAGUUAUGCCGCCUGGGCCUUCGAUAGGGGCCUCUAAGGCCCCACCUCCCCGCCCUGCGCCGCCGAAAUCCAGUGCUCGUCAAACUCCUGUCAAUGGAGAUCCAUUUGCAAACACGUUUGUAGUUUUGUGUAGUUCGACGGAAUUCGAUGAUAUUUGCGGCAAAAUGUUGGAAUAA
This is a messenger RNA of Haemonchus placei, 2340 nucleotides long. Lineage: Eukaryota; Metazoa; Nematoda; Chromadorea; Rhabditida; Trichostrongylidae. The record is from the annotation of a GenBank genome assembly.